This is a messenger RNA of Cuscuta campestris, 964 nucleotides long. The record is from the annotation of a GenBank genome assembly. NCBI's taxonomy places the organism in Eukaryota, Viridiplantae, Streptophyta, Magnoliopsida, Solanales, Convolvulaceae.
CCAGUCCAGUCCAGUGUAUCCUACACUGUUUCAUCAACCUUUAUUUCUAUGUAUAGUAUCUUUUUUUUUUCUCAUGGCAGAUCCGUCAUCACAGAUAGGGUUGCUCCGCUCCUUAUUCCUCUGCUUCGUUUUAGUCUCUAAGCUUUACCAGUCAGCUUCUGUGGUGGUGGUCUUCAAUGGAGUUUCAGAGUGGAAAAACUCAACUGUUCUACUUGUUGGAGACACCAUCAUUUUCCGGCACCACAAUGUCUUCUUUUUCAAGAACCAGAGAGCUUUCAAUGCCUGCAAUUUCACUCUGGCCGCUCUUCUCCCCAAAUCUAACUCCAAAAAUUAUACUGCUUGGCACGCGGUGCGCAAGGGAUUCUACUACUUCUCAUUUUCCGACGGGUCUAAUAACAGCACGGCGUGCUUAAAAGGCCAGAAGCUAGCAAUUGAAGUAACUCCGUCGCCGCCGGAAAGUCCUGCACCCUCACCCGGUGGAUCUCCGCCGUUUCAUUCUGGCGUCGGAAUAGCGCCCACGUCUCCGUGGGCUCGAGAGAAGGCGGGUUCCCCUGCAUCGGCUCCGGUUGGUGCGGCUAAAAAUGAUGGCCCGGUCAUGGCCCCGGAGGAAGGCGGCGGCCAGACACCGUUCAUCAAGAGUAACCCGGCGGUGCCUCUCCCGACCGGCGAAGUGGAUUCUGCAACUAUUUGCACUUUGCCCAAUGCAGGUCACCCUCAAGAACAGGCGGCGGGGGCUUUGACCGUUCAAAGAGCUUUUGAAAAAUGCUAGGGGUACACCAAAAGUGUACCUCAUAUGUCCCCCACCCCUCUUUGUCCACUAAAAAAGGCAAAAAAAUUUAAAAAAAAUAAGUAAAUAAAAAUCAAAUAAAAAUAUAUGAUGGAGAAGAGGUGGUGUACAUUUGGGGUACACCUUUUGGUGAAAGGUGUACCCCUAGCAUUGCUCAGAGCUUUUUUCUCUGCAAUU